AUGGUGGUCCUGCUAGUGCUUAUACGGGCAGCAUCUGGGGAGGCUGACCACCACGUCGCUGUCGAAUCGUCUGUUCUACUCGGACUGGUUGCUAUCGCUGUGUUACUGCAAGUGGUGCGAUGGUGUGGAAUGAGGUACUUGAAGGAUUAUACUAAUCAGCUGUCUCCAUCCCGAAAUGGACAGCCUUUCGAUUUCGAGAUUGGAUUCGAUGCUCCUGAUGGUGCGGAUGGUUGGACGAUGACUGAAGAAGUGGACGAGUUUGCUCUCCCUCCUGCUGAUAUGCAGGAAGUACUUGCUUGCCAUGCUGCGCAGGGAAGGACUGCCGCGGGGUUGGAGGCCCCUGGUCGACCAAGUACUCCCGCUGAGCCAGAUUGGUAUCAAGGUUACGGUACUUUACUCGCCAUUGUUAUACCGGCCGUAUUGGGAGAUAUAUUUGUAGCCCCGGCGUUCGGGUGGGGGAAUGGUGUGCCGUUUGUCAUACUACAAAUUGUGACUCUAUGUUUGCUAAUGAUUACAAUAUACUCUGACCCUGGUAUUAUACCACGACUUGAGCAUCACGCGGAAUACUACGACUCUGUGAUAGACGAGCAUCGGACGAGACCACCGCCACGGUUUCAGGACUGCACUGUGAGCUGUCACCCAUUUCGACUAAAAUACUGCACGACUUGUCACAUUUAUCGUCCUCCUAGGACGACUCAUUGUUCAGUGUGUAACGUUUGUAUACAGCGUUUUGAUCAUCACUGUCCCUGGGUGGGAAACUGCAUCGCCGACGGCAACUAUGGAGUCUUCUACGUUUUCUUACUUUGCACUACAGUUCUGACAUUAUGGGCGUUAGCCCUCACGAUAGUGCAGUACGUAGAUCUCUCCGCAGAGAAUGACCAAGGCUUUGGAAAUGCGAUAGCUGAGUCUCCGGUUACACUGAUAAUCCUCAUUUACUGCGGUCUCUUCAUGUGGUUUGUCCUUGGCCUCACUGGCUACCACACUUACCUACUCCUUACAGCACAAACAACGUAUGAGCAAAUCAAAGGUGUAUACUCCUCGGAACAUGGCUGUAUUGACAACCCCUAUUACCGAGGCUCAGCAGGGAAUGUAAAACAUAGUAUAUUCAAGUGGCGGCGUCGGAGAGGUUCCAAAUUCGACAGAAGGUCGGGCACUGUGAUCCCCCCGAGAAAUCUCCCUCGAAUCGGCUCUCUGAAGCCGCGUACACGACGUUGGUCUUCUAACUUCAGAGGGGAUGGGAAACCUCUGCUGCCUGAUACAUCGCGGCAUCGAGUUACAGGAAGUGGCGGAGGCGUGAGUAGCGUUGAGAGCGUGGAUAACAGCGCCGCCCGUGCUGCCAUACCACACCUAGGCGAAGAUGAUUCCGAAUGGGGUUAUCAGAUACCGCCUGGUGAUGGCCUUGUGAGUCCAUCCGACGUGAACAUUGACCUAACCGAGCAAAUGUCCUCGAAGAUUAACUCCCUCGCUUCUGUGUCACUACCAACAAACCGGACUAUCACCGCUCUAUAGGUGUAUUUGUGACGCUGAGUAUCUGAGGACAGUUGAAGGACGAGACUUUUUGAUAGUCUUCUGAGGUUUGAAAACUAGCGCUAAUAUUUGAUGAUA
Molecule: messenger RNA, 1605 nt
Organism: Perkinsus marinus ATCC 50983
Lineage: Eukaryota; Perkinsozoa; Perkinsida; Perkinsidae
Product: Palmitoyltransferase ZDHHC9, putative
Exons: 12
Coding region: 1-1509 (502 amino acids)
Biological process (GO): protein targeting to membrane; peptidyl-L-cysteine S-palmitoylation
Cellular component (GO): endoplasmic reticulum; Golgi apparatus
Molecular function (GO): protein-cysteine S-palmitoyltransferase activity
Source: RefSeq, a predicted model, not a curated record